AUGGAUGUAGUGAGACCUGCUUCUCUGUCCGGCGUCAUUGGCAGCAAGAUGGCUCCAACCCGCAGCAUGGGAUUUAACCGACUAACAACAUCUAUUCUAUUUACAUUUCUUCUCGCUAGCUCAACAUCCGCACUCUGGGGCCUAUCAUAUCCCUUUCCCUCACGUCAACAGCCACUAGCUCUCGAGCACAAAGAGCAUCGAUCAAUAAUGGAUAAGAUACUCCCUGGUAUUGUCCAGCCACAGAAGACGGCUCCGGACGAGGAUGCGAACUCAAAAUACAGCGGUAGCCCUAUCAUCUCAGAUGUCCUUCCCAAGACCAAGGGCAUCAAUAUCUUUGCGCGGUUGACCCGAGACUUUGAGCCAGUCGCCAACCGUCUUAACGAUGCAUCCAAAAACAUUACAGUUCUAGCACCACGCAACAGUGCAAUUCAAGCUCUUCCGCGAAAGCCCUGGGAAAAUCCCGAGGACUACAAGAAGUUCGGAGAGGUAAAUGCAUAUGAGGGGCAGGAUGGUCAAGACCGGGCAAAGCGGAAUCUGCAGCGAUUCGUGGAGGCUCAUCUCAUCCCUGCUAGUCCCUGGAGAGUUGGGGAAGAGAUCGAAACGCUUGCAGGAGAGAAGUUGAAAUGGACGAAGGAGGGUGAUAAGAUCUUUAUCCAACCUGGCAAUAUUGAAGUUGAUUCAAUUGCGGAGAAGGUCCAUAAUGGGGAAGUCUGGAUCUUGAAUGAUGUUAUUAAUUACCGUCAACAGUGAUUGGUUAUGAUUUACUACGAUUUAUGAAUAUUGUGCAAUAUGAACCAUUCAAGAA
Molecule: messenger RNA, 805 nt
Organism: Penicillium crustosum
Lineage: Eukaryota; Fungi; Ascomycota; Eurotiomycetes; Eurotiales; Aspergillaceae
Exons: 2
Coding region: 1-750 (249 amino acids)
Source: RefSeq, a predicted model, not a curated record